CAAGCCCACAACAAAUUGAGAUGCGAAUGGUGGGAAAUCGAAAAAACGAGAAUACUAAUACUAGCGUCAUUUUGUAAGAGCAAAAAUAAUGGAACUUGAAAAAACCAGAUGUUCAUCUUGUUUUCUGUCUUUCACCUUGCUGGUUCAAGUCGAAAAGGCAAAUCCAGUCGUUCCCUAACCCUAACUCCUCAACUGUAACAGAGCUGAAGUAGCGAUGGAGAUGGAAUUAGAGCCGAGGGUGAAGCCCCUAUCUUACAAAAUCAAGGGCGUGUCUCGUGAAUCGCCUUCUCAGAAGGCUGUUCACGUCCUCGAUACUGACCUUCGAACCCACUGGUCUACUGGAACCAACACUAAGGAAUGGAUCUUGGUCGAGCUUGACGAACCCUGCCUAUUAUCACAUAUAAGAAUUUACAAUAAAUCAGUUCUUGAAUGGGAAAUUGCAGCUGGCUUGCGUUACAAGCCAGAGGCAUUUGCAAAAGUGCGCCCUCGCUGUGAAGCACCUAGACGUGAUAUGGUAUACCCUAUGAACUACACUCCAUGCCGCUAUGUGCGGAUAUCUUGUUUGCGUGGGAACCCAAUAGCUAUAUUUUUCAUUCAGCUAAUUGGGGUUUCUGUCAGUGGUCUUGAACCUGAAUUUCAACCAGUUGUUAAUCACUUGUUGCCACAUAUUAUCUCACACAAACAAGAUGCUAAUAGUUUGCAUCUUCAGGUACUUCAAGACAUGACGAACCGCUUGCUUGUAUUCCUUCCCCAACUUGAGGCAGACCUAAACACUUUUCCUGAAGCAGCAGAGGCUACCAUGCGUUUUCUUGCAAUGCUUUCUGGCCCAUUUUAUCCAAUUCUUCAGAUAGUUAAUGAAAGGGAAACAGCAAGGUCUUCAGGUAACUUUGUCGACUCAGAUGUUUCUAGGAUUAAUCAGGCAUCUACUUUAAUGGUUUCCUCUAAUUUUGAGUCCCAGCCAAGGAGAUCACGCAGCCCUUCACCUUUCAUCCAACCUGCUUCCUGUUCCAUAGUGUUUCGUUCAGAUGUGGUGUUCAUUCUUCUGAGGAAGGCAUAUAGAGAUUCUCAUCUAGGUACUAUUUGCCGAACGGCCUGUAGAAUUCUACAGAAGCUCAUAGAGCCCGGUACACCACUGCAAGCAUCGGUAUUAUCCAGUGAAUUGACAUCUUCAGUUUUUGAUGAGACACUGAAAAGUGAGGCAUCCAAUUAUGUGUCCUUAGCUGAUUACUCAGUCUUGUUUGGAGAAGAAUUCAAAAUACCUGAUGAUAACUGGGAAACAAAUUAUUUUAACGUCUUGGAUAUUAGUUCCAUAGAAGAAGGAAUUCUACAUGUUCUCUAUGCUUGUGCAUCACAGCCUCUUCUCUGUGCCAAGUUGGCUGAUAGUAGUUCAGACUUUUGGUCUGUUCUACCGCUAAUGCAAGCUCUUCUCCCAGCACUUCGCCCUCCUGUAAACAGCACUUUAGAUCAAGUGGAUGAUAACUUUUUGCAGUGGAAACAGCCAUCUGUGCAGCAUGCUCUAUCUCAGAUUGUAGCAGCAUCAUCUUCAUCAGUGUACCAUCCUCUUCUUCAUUCUUGUGCUGGCUAUUUAUCAUCCUUUUUACCAUCACAUGCAAAGGCAGCAUGUGUUCUAAUUGAUCUGUGUUCUGGGCCACUAGCACCAUGGAUAUCUACUGUGAUAGCAAAGGUUGACCUAGCUAUUGAGAUUUUGGAGGACCUUCUCGGCACAAUCCAGGGGGCUUGCUAUUCUAUUACUCGAGCUCGGGCUGCUCUCAAAUAUUUGAUUUUGGCUUUAUCUGGACAUAUGGAUGAUAUACUUUCUAAAUAUAAGGAAGUAAAGCAUAAGAUACUCUUUCUGGUGGAAAUGUUGGAGCCUUUUCUUGAUCCUGCCAUAACACCAGUGAAAAACACAAUUGCUUUUGGGGAUGUGUCUGCAAUUUUUCUAGAGAAACAAGAACAAACUUGUGCCAUAGCACUCAAUGUAAUCCGUACAGCUGUACAUAAACAUUCGGUUCUUCCAUCGAUGGAAUCUGAAUGGAGGCGUGGAUCAGUGGCUCCAAGUGUACUUCUUGCAAUUUUGGGACCCAACAUGCCAUUGCCACCUGAAAUUGACCUUUGUAAAUGUCCAGUUUCUAAAGCUGCUGAGCAAGAAUCUUUCUCUGUUCAAUCUGUAUCUUCUGUCCCUCGUCUGGGAGGUUCCUCUUCAAAACCUAAUAAUCAAGAUGAAUGUGAUGGGAAGGCUGACCUGUAUGAAGCAUCCAGCAACAUCGAUGCUUUUGAAGACGUAAAUCUUUUGUUUGCUCCUCCAGAGUUGAAAAACAUAUCACUGAGGAAUGUCUCUAACAUUUUUGAAGCAAGUAUUCCCGAGAAAAAUGGCUCAGAAUCUGUUCAUGUUGAUAACAGCAUUGAAGGGAAACAUCUAAUUGAAAAAGGUCCGAACUACCAGUUUCAGAAUGGCCUAAUCAUGGAUGUUGGAUUUUCUAUUGAAUACUUUAACAUGCAGGCAGAUUACCUGCAACUUAUGAACCAUCAUGAGUCUGAACUUAGGGCUUCUGAGUUUCGACGUUUGGCAUUAGACUUGCACUCACAGCAUGAGAUUACCAUGGAGGGACAUGAUGCUGCCAUUGAUGCAUUGCUUUUAGCAGCAGAGUGCUAUGUCAAUCCUUUUUUUAUGACAGCCUUUAGAGGUGUUCCGAAGGUUAUGAACAAGAUGAAUUUUAGUGGUACUACAAUUCCUCAAAAGUAUGAAGUUGAAGAUCUGAGAAGGGUCUCCAAAUGGAAUAAAAAUGACUUGGAAAUUAUAGCUCAACUUGAAAGAAAAAGAGACAAAACUGUGCUGCAAAUACUUCUUGAAGCGGCAGAAUUGGACAAGGAGUAUCAAAUAAAGGUAUCAAAUGGGGAAAGUUGCCCAUAUGAUAUUGCAAAAGAAGAGCGUGGCAUAAAAUUAUCUCCAGAAGAUCUGAAUUCUGCAGAUGCUGUGACAUUGGUUCGACAGAAUCAGGCUUUGCUGUGUAAUUUUCUGAUUUUACGAUUACAGAAAGAGCAAUAUUCUAUGCAUGAAAUCCUCAUGCAAAGCCUGUUAUUUCUGUUGCAUUCGGCCACUGAUCUAUUCUGUCCUCCAGAACAUGUAAUUGACAUCAUACUAGGAUCUGGUGAAUAUCUUAAUGGUCUUCUUACAUCUUUCUAUUAUCAACUUAAAGAGGGUAAUCUCCAGCUGGACCCUGAGAAAAUAUAUGCUGUGCAACGAAGAUGGGUGAUUCUUCAAAGAUUGGUCAUUGCAGCUAGUUCUGGUGAUGAAGGGCAAGACUCAAUAUUCAACUUUAGCAGUGGAUUUCAGUACCGAACUUUGGUUCCACUUUCAUCCUGGAUGCAGAGAAUACCUAAAUUCUCUUCUAGCCCCUACCCUCUUGUUAGGUUCUUGGGGUGGAUGGCAGUAUCUCGUUAUGCAAAAGGUUACCUCAAGGAUCAUCUCUUUUUUGCCUCUGAUCUGUCCCAACUGGCAUGUUUACUAUCUAUUUUUGCUGAUGAAUUUGCACUGGUAGAUAAUGCAGUCUACCAGAAAGAUGAGGCUCUAAGGUCUGAACAUACAAGAGAUGCACAAGAUCAUCCAGUCAAGAUGUUUGAACUUCCUGAUCGGUCAUAUGGUGACAGAUGUUUUCAUGUUCUCUACCCUGACCUGCAUAGGUUCUUCCCCAAUAUGAAAAAGCAAUUUGAAUCUUUUGGGGAGAUUAUUUUAGAGGCUGUUGGCUUGCAACUGAGGUUGCUUCCCUCUAGUAGUGUUCCAGAUCUAUUGUGUUGGUUAUCAGAUGUCUGUUCAUGGCCAUUUUUGGCCACAGUAAAGGACCAAAAUUGCAUUCGAAAUGGUUCUGAUGUUUUAAAAGGUUAUGUUGCUAAGAAUGCCAAGGCAAUCGUACUAUACAUACUUGAAGCUAUUGUAGUUGAGCACAUGGAAGCAAUGGUUCCUGAAAUACCUCAAGUAGUGCAAGUAUUAGUGUCAUUAUGUAAAGCUUCAUAUUGUGAUGUUUCGUUUCUUGAUUCUGUUCUGCGUUUGUUGAAGCCACUUAUAUCAUAUGCCUUAGGAAAGGUAUCUGAUGAUGAAAAACUGUUAACUGAUGAAUCUUCAUGCCUUAAUUUUGAGUCGCUAUGCUUUGACGAGUUUUUCAGUAAUAUCAGACAAAGGGAUGAUUGUCAGGAUGGUUCUAGGGAGAAAAUAUAUCAGGGAGCUCUGUCCAUCUUUAUAUUGGGUGCCAUAUUCACUGAUUUAUCCUUUCACAAGCAGAUGGAAGUUUUGAGAUCUUUAGUUUCAUGGGUUAACUUUACUACUUUUGAGCCAACAUCUUCUUUCUAUGACUAUCUGUGUGCAUUUCAGAAUGUCCUUGAAAGUUGCAAACUUCUUUUAGUUGAUAGCUUAGGAGACUUUGGAAUUCACAUACCAGUUCAGAAGCCUCAAUUUACUGACAUAUGCAAGGCUGAAGUCCAUGCUGAUGACUCGGACUUCUCUUCUUGUCCUGAUAAUGCAACUAAAAUUUCUGAGAAGUUUGACAAUUCCAAGGAUUUAAAUGGUAUUUCACAUAGAAAGGUCUGUGCUUUAUCUUCUGAAGUAGUAGAAAGCUUUUCCAGGGACUUAGAGGGUUUGAUUUCCAAACUUUAUCCAACCAUUGAGCAGUGCUGGAAGCUUCAUUAUCAGCUUGCAAAAAAGCUGAUUGUUACAUCAGCCAAGUGUUUCAUUUACUCAAGAUGUUUGUGCUCCAUUCAAAAAGCUGUUAUUAGUGGAGAGAAUGACAAUGAGGAUCUCAUUGCAAUCAAUUCAAAUGAUCAUUUCUCUAUUCAUUGGAAAGUAGGUCUUGAAGGGCUUGCUGGAGUUGUUGUGACACUUCAAAACAACCAUUGCUGGCAAGUUGCGUCUGUUAUGCUUGAUUACCUACUAGGGUUUCCUCAGUAUUUUUGUCUGGAUAGUGUUCUUGGUACAGUUUGCUCUGCAAUUAAGCAUUUUGCUUCUCAUGCACCAAAAAUCUCAUGGCGCCUCCAGACUGAUAAAUGGUUGUCAAUCUUGUUCACAAGAGGCAUUGGUGGCCUUCGUGAGCAUAAGGAUUCAUUAGUUGAUUUGUUCUGUACAAUGCUUGGUCAUCCAGAACCUGAACAAAGAUCUAUUGCAUUGCUGUACUUGGGAAGACUCGUUGGCCAAGAUGUAGACACUGGAACAGCAACCUUACCAUAUAUAGUCUGCAAUAAAUUGGUUGCAUCUCACCUAGUUACCUCUGUUUCUGAGCCAGUUCUCUCUGUUCUAGUCUCAAAUACAUGGGAAAGGGUAGCUCUGAUUGCAUCUUCUGAUCCAUCCAUGCUUUUGAGGGUUCAUGCAAUGGCACUUCUGGCAGACUAUAUCCCAUUCGCUGAACGCAAUCAGUUGCAGUCCUUUCUUGGUGCAGCUGAUACUGUGCUUUGUGGUUUUGGGAGACUUUCAUAUCCAGUGUUUGAUGGGCCACUAACAUGGCUGUCGUUAGUUCUUCUUGCAAAUGCUUGCCUGUACUCCCCAGAGGAAGAUAUUGCUUUGAUUCCUCAGAGCAUUUGGAAAAAUGUUGAGACAUUAGGAAUGUCAAAAGCAGGAGGAAAGCUUGGGGAAUUGGAGAGGGCAGCCUGCCAAGCACUUUGUAAAUUGAGAACAGAGGAGGAUGGGGCUAAAGAGGCUCUGAAAGCAGUGCUUUCUUCAAGUUCUUCAAGACAAUUUGAUCCUGAGUUUGGAAGUACCCGUGAAGCAAUUCUUCAGGUGCUUGGUAAUCUGACCCAUGUUCAAUCAUAUUUUGGUAUCUUUGCAAAGAAGAUUGACCAAGAGGCAAUUGAGCUAGAAGAGGCUGAAAUAGAGAUGGACCUUCUUCAGAAAGAACAAGCAUUACAAGAAUCAUCUAAAAAUUUUAGGGAGCCGCAUCAAUUACCUCUUUCACCUGUUAAUAUGAAGGAUGGUAACCGUCUUCAGCAAAUUAAAGAUGAAAUCCAUUCCAUAGAGAAAUCAAAACUCAGAGAAGAAAUAGUGGCUCGCAGACAAAAGAAACUUCUUGUAAGACAUGCCCGCCAGAAGUAUUUGGAAGAGGCAGCUUUACGAGAGGCAGAACUUCUGCAAGAACUUGAUAGGGAGAGAACUAGUGAAAUGGAGCGUGAGAUUGAGAGGCAGCGAGCACUGGAGAUUGAGCGUGCAAAAACAAGAGAGCUGCGUCACAAUCUUGACAUGGAGAAGGAAAGGCAAACACAGAGAGAGCUUCAGCGAGAACUAGAGCAGACAGAGUCUGGGAUUCGACCUUCAAGGCGGGAAUUUUCUUCCUCCACAACCAGUAGUCGGCCUAGGGAGAGGUAUCGAGAAAGGGAAAAUGGGAGAUCAGGGAAUGAAGGUGGCAUGAGGCCAAGCAGCAGUGGCCGUGAGAAUCAACCUGCAACUUCUACCAGUGUGUCAUCCAUGCCAACUGUUGUUCUGGCUGGGUCACGACCAUUUUCUGGACAGUUACCAACAAUUCUACAGUCACGAGAUCGUUUAGAUGACCGUGGCAGUAGUUACGAUGAAACUUUUGAUGGAAGUAAGGACUCUGGUGACACAGGUAGUGUUGGUGAUCCAGAUUUGGCAUCCGCCUUUGAUGGACAAUCAGCUGGAUUUGGGCCUGGUCAGAGACAUGGGUCUCGAGGCAGCAAAUCGAGGCAGAUCAUGGAGCGGAGGGAGCGAGAUGGGAGACGUGAAGGAAAAUGGGAGAGAAAGCAUUCGUAAUUCAUGGUCAGGCAAGCUAGGUACCUUGACGUAGAUGUAUAUAUGCCAUGCAGAACAAUUGCACAGGCCUGUGGAUUAAUAGAAUUAUGGAUGCGUGUUGUCUCUCCGGGGAACUCUAUUGCAGGCAUAGGGGAUCAUGGCCACCGGAAGUGGUGAAAAGUUGGAAGCUCAUCUUUCUGUUGUUUCUGUUGUAGUUUGAUUCUGAUGUUCGCUAAUUGAUGAAAUCUCCCACCUCCACUUGUAUCUCUUAAAUUUUAUUUUAUUUUAUUUUUUUUUCUGUAAAGAAUGCUCCAGUUAAACCAUUUGACCCUAUUUCUUUUA
This is a messenger RNA of Nelumbo nucifera (sacred lotus), 7066 nucleotides long. RefSeq lists its product as uncharacterized. The record is from RefSeq and is a predicted model, not a curated record. Lineage: Eukaryota; Viridiplantae; Streptophyta; Magnoliopsida; Proteales; Nelumbonaceae.